AUGCCACCACUUCAUGGCGAUAUCGUCGCUCCUCCACACCAUCCAAGUAGCUCAAAGAAGGACGUCGUAGGUUCGAAGAUCUACUAUGAUGGAUACAAGGUGGACAAGGGUUCCAAGGAUCUCGAGGGUUAUGCCCUCGCAGACCCCGGUUUCAACGGCAUUUGUGAGCUCGCGCCGGUUCCCGACGGCAUGAGUCGCAUCUUCUUCAAGCAACAUUUUCUCUCCAUGCAUGAAGGAGCCAAAGAGAACCGACUGAGGGCGAUAGGGACUGCGAUCAGUAUUGUCACUAGCCCGGCAGAUCCCCAGAAACAGGAGAAGGUGGAGGCGCCCGACGGCACGUUUGUUAUCUGCGCGUAA
Messenger RNA from Colletotrichum graminicola M1.001, 357 nucleotides. RefSeq lists its product as uncharacterized. Bases 1 to 357 code for a protein of 118 amino acids. Lineage: Eukaryota; Fungi; Ascomycota; Sordariomycetes; Glomerellales; Glomerellaceae. The record is from RefSeq and is a predicted model, not a curated record. The transcript is spliced from 2 exons.